Python bivittatus (Burmese python) is the source of this 3856-nucleotide messenger RNA. NCBI's taxonomy places the organism in Eukaryota, Metazoa, Chordata, Lepidosauria, Squamata, Pythonidae. The record is from RefSeq and is a predicted model, not a curated record.
UGCUUUCACCACUCCUAUUUAACAUCUACAUGAAACCGCUGGAUGAGAUCAUCCAGCACCAUGGGAUGAGGUAUCUAUCAGUAUACCCAAUUAUACACCUCCAUCCUGGGUGACCUAAGAGUUGCUGUGACUACCCUCUCACGGUGCCUGGAGGCUGUAGGGGCCUGGAUGGAGACCAACAGGCUUCAACUGAACCCUGCAGCCCUCUAAGUCACGGCCAUGACCAGAUUAUCCACAGUCCCCAAGGGAGCCGCUUGGCCCGAGAGCCUCCAGAUUCCCUGUUGUUGUUCAGUCCUGAAGUCGUGUCCGACUCUUCGGGAUUCCCUAGCAGAUCAGAAUCGUAACUCCUGGGCAGCAGAAGAUCAAGAUCUUCCUCCUCCAAGCUGUCCGACGACAGAUGCCUCUACAACAGGAGGAGAGCCUGAAGAUGGCUCCGGAACAGAGUCACCAGGUCUGAACAAACUUUCUGGGCAGCCUCCUAUUUUAAAUCUCCCUGCUCAGCAAACCCCAGGCAAUGCGAGCAGCCAAAGCUACCUCCCUCCAGGAGCUUCAUACACACCCAAUAUUCUAGGAGAAGAACCAGGGCUUCCCCUUUCAGCAGUCCGUGAACCUCCUGAGUCUGCGUGGAAGAGUGAGGAUCCCCCCCAGAAUUUUUAUGCACCACUCCCACCUCCCGACAGAAAUCCUGCGACCGGUCCCAUGGAGCGUCCCCACCUCCGAUAUUUGCCCUGCCUUCAGCUGCCACAGAAGCAGCCACAAGAACGCAGAGCCAACCGGCCCACCUCUCUGCAGGAUAAGAGCUCCCUGUACAACCAUGGAACCCUGGGCCUCAUCCCUUCAGGAGAGAGAAAUCCAACUCCCCGGCCGGGCAGGUCUGCCCCUGUGUUGCCAUCACCAACCAGCCAAGUGGUUUUGGGCCUCAAAGAGGUGGAACCUCACAUCUCUCAGACCUCAGUUCCAGCAGGACCAGCAAGACCCAGCAGUGGGGACGCCUCACCUGCAGACCCCAAAGUGUACUCCAGGAAACUUAGUCCUACAGGACUUCAGUGCAAUGCUAGCAGGGGCUCUUCUGGGAUGUCUCCACCAAUAACCCGAAGAGGCUUUGAGAUGGAUGUUCAAGCUGAGCCCGAGAAGAAACAUUACCCAUCUCCUUCUUGCUCAGAAAAUGAAGGAACUCUGUUACUGGCUUACAUCGAUGAAUUUCACGUGCAACAAGAGGUCCUGAUUGAGUUGGUCGAUAUGCAGACAGCAGAAGGCAUUGUGUUCCAACAAAGCCCUUCUAAAUUCUUCUUUCCGGACAAUGCUGCGGGAGCUGGCUUAUCCCGGCGUGAUGGAGACCAGUCCCAGGAUCUCCCACGUUUGGCCACUGGCACUCUGGGAAUUGCAAGCUCUACUGAGGCUGAUGUGGAUCCUUUAAGGAGCAAGCUACCACCAAUGCCCACAUCACGAGGCAAAGGAGAGGUUAUUGGUCUCUGCAGGUCUCAUAAGGACCUUAAAAACGUUACAAGAGGCCAGCAUUCAGACUCCUUGACUGCACGUCCUGCUACCAAACAGCCUGAUGAAACAUCUGCGGAGACCAGACCUGAUUAUAGCUUGUUUGUACUAGGAACGAAGGUCAAAAUGUCAGGAAGAGUUGUUGCCCCAGGAAGAAAUCACCAGGAAAAGAAGCAGGAUGCAGCCACUAUGAAAACCUCGGGAGACAAGAAAUCCCACAAUCGUGAAAGGAACAGGGUGAGAAGAAGCUGAAGAACUUUGAGGAGGCACCUGGGGAAAUACCUAAAAGAAAGAUUGCCAGGCCUGGGUCCCCCCCCAUCUUUAGGUAAAAGCUCCAGGAUCAGCGUGAUGACAGGGCACAGCGGUCAAGCCACCCAUAUUCUGUCUUCAGAUUCAACAGUGGACCCUACAUUAUCUAAGGUGAAAGGGAAAAGGAAAACAGCUUUAGCUGAACAAGAGCCUUCACCCAAAAUGUCCCAAAUAACCUUGGAGAUACCUAUAUGCAAACCACCUCAUCUGCACAGGGAAAGAAACAGCUUGGAAUCUGAGGACAGGCAGAUGAGUCGAAAGAAGGAGCAGAAGAACACUAAGGGCAACGUGUCCUCCGAGACUCGGGGAAAAGAGCAGCUUCUCCAAAAGAGAGAUGAGCCCUGGAAAAGAAUCCGUGCAACGGCAGCAGCAGAUGCCUCCAGAACCAAAAGCAUCCCUUGCCUUCUGGAACCUCUUCCAACUCUUACUCAGGCAAAGAUGCAUUGGGAAGUUCUCACCAUCCCUGAGGACACAAAGGCCUUCCUUCCUGAACUUCCACUGCAAGGGCCAAGCAAACUGCAUGGAGACCAGACUUCCAGACAUCUAAAGAUGGGCCAAGACUCUUCGGUGUUAGGGAAGAUUCAGUCGAAAACACUAUAUAAAGAGAAAGCCAGGAUGAACGUGAGCCUAUCUGGGAUGAAGAGCAAAAAGCGCUACCCCAAAACAGAAGCAGAAGAAGCACCGAAGCCAGUCCCGAGGACCAACUUGGCUUUUCAAAUGAUGGAGUCUGUACAAGUGUUGUAUUCGCUGGGGAAGAGCAACAUUUCAUCUAGGGCAAUAAAGAAAGUCAGUUCAGUUCCAUCAGACAAUGCUUUGUCCGAGCCACCAGCACACCAUUUGUCCAAACUAACUUCCUACCCCAUGCCUAAGCCUCAAGACCAACAGCCGCCUAAGCCAGCUUCACGUCUUCCUCGACAGAAACUGCCAGUAAUUUCUGUCCCUACUCAACAGCUGACUUUAGAUCUGCCAGAUCAAGACCCAAAGCCAGCGUGGAAGCAGUCGCCCCUUGCUCCAAUCCCACCCGCCACAAAGCCAUUGGAUUCUCAGCUCCUGCACACCAAGACCAGGAAAACAAAGGCUUUUAGAAAAGCAACCAGUCUGGCCUAGGCCGGUAUCCAGCCAAAUGAAAAGUCAACAGCCAUCAAAGCCUCUCCUUUGCUUCAGGAUCCCUCUUCAUCUCCCCCAUAUAAAGGGGCAACAUUAUCCCUUGGAGAACGCCACCUCAAGACCUGGAGGCCUCAGAACCACUCUCAGAGAAGCAAAGGCCCCUUCGGGAGAAGAUGAAGCAAGAAGCACAGAUGGAAAGAGAGCAGGCAGCCCGCUGGACCUCAGCAAGGAGAAUUAAAGCCUUUUUGGAGCGGGAGAGAGAAAUGGAUAUCUCUUUACAGUUUGGUCACCCAAAGUUUGGGUGUUCUUGGCAAUAGACCACUUCAGUCUUUCCCUCUGGAAGAUUCUGGGCAGGGAGCUUAAUGCAAAUUCAAGAGUUAUUUGUUGUAGAGUUUUUGUAUAUAUUGCUUGUAUACAGUUUUCUUUUAAAUAAGUAUUUGUAAAAUAUUUUAUAUUUCCAGUUAAUUUUAUUUUACAGUAUUUUUAAUGGACUAUUUUUUAAAGUUAGUUUUUUUAUGCCUUCAUUAAAUGCCUUCAAUACCCCAAAACAGAAGCCACUGUUAAUUAAAAGUGGAAACAUCUCUCUGUUUUGGGGUGAUUCAUUUACUAUAGUAGACAUCAUUUGGGGGGAGACACAAAACAGAAGGCUUAAAAACAUAGAAAAGGCCCAGCGGGAUCAGGUCGAGGUCCAUAUUAAUCCAGCCUUUGGCUUCUCACCCCAACCAAACGCCUUUGCAAGCUGGAGCUCCAUCAACUUUGGCCACUAUUUCCCUGCAACUGGUAUUUGGAGGCCAGCAGCUUCUGACUCGGAGUCUUCAAGACCAUUGUGCCAGAAACAAAAGGAAAAGCAAACAGCCUGUACAUGAGUUGUGAAAAAGAAGGGGUGAACUGCUAACAGGCUGUGGUGAGAAGCAGAACUUCUUAUCUCCCUUUUUGAAUCUGUCUU